GCACUCCGCGAUCCUACAGGUGCGUGCGUCCGACAUUGGCCGUCCCGGCCCGCCGCCCGUGCCGGAGUAGGGGAGUUAUUUCUGUGUGUGGACAGUGCGCGCCGCUGCGGCUCUUCGUCGUCGGCGUGGUACGUCGGUUUGUUAGUAGUUGACCGUUGGCAGCGUGAGCAGCAGCAACUUUGUUAAGUGCAACGAUGAGCAGUUCCGUGGUGCAGAGGCGGCCCUUCGUGGCCAACGGCGGGCCCUCGCCGCCGCCCCGCAGCCACCGCCACCACAGCUGGGACAACCACCUUGGUGAGAAACGCACCACCGUGUACAAACGGGUCACCCGCGACGGGGUCAUCACCACGCACACCACCUACGACGACGCCAAGCACUUCACCAAGAAUGCUCUGCUGGCUGAUCUGCAGAAUACCGUGAAUCCUGGCAACGCAGGCAGUGGCUACGGAUCUCUCAACGUCAAUGGAGUUAGCAAGACGCUGUAUGACCGUCAUGGCCACUCGACGCUUCCAUCGCAGCAGAGGAUCAUCAAAGAGACGCUCACGACGUCGCAGGCAGCGAAAAACAACAACAACCUCUCAGAAUUAGACACCCUGCUGCAGGACCUGAGCAACGCCCACUACGCAGAAGGAGUGAAUGGAGGCCAACGACCGCCUUCGACAGACUCGCUGAACCGGCCGACGAUGGACAGUCUGCUGGACGAAUUGAGUGCCGUGCCCAAUGGCCAAAAAUCCACCCCUCGCCAUUUGACCACCACAAUCACCAUCCAAGAGACGCGAACGCGUGAGGGUGGUCCUGUUGCCUCUACUGCAACCAGGGAACUGGACGAUUUGAUGGCAUCUCUAUCCGACUUCAAGAUUAACGCAAGCACUCAUCAACACCAAACAGUAACCGACUCACCUUACGCUAAACCAAACAAAGCGUCCGCUAAAAACCAAUUGGACUCGAUGCUUGGUAAUUUGCAGGCCGACAUGAGCAGGCAAGGAGUGAACACCACCCAGAAGGGAUGCUGCAACGCGUGCGAGAAGCCGAUCGUGGGCCAGGUCAUCACCGCCCUGGGCAAGACCUGGCACCCUGAGCACUUCACAUGCAAACACUGCAACCAGGAGUUGGGCACGCGCAACUUCUUCGAGCGCGACGGCGCCCCGUACUGCGAGCCCGACUACCACAACCUCUUCUCGCCGAGAUGCGCCUACUGCAACGGCCCCAUUCUUGAUAAAUGCGUGACGGCGCUGGACAAAACCUGGCACACCGAGCACUUUUUCUGCGCCCAGUGUGGCAAGCAGUUCGGCGACGACGGAUUCCAUGAGAAGGACGGCAAGGCGUACUGCAAGGACGACUACUUUGACAUGUUCGCGCCCAAGUGCGGAGGCUGCAGCCGCGCCAUCAUGGAGAAUUACAUUUCGGCGCUCAACACCCAGUGGCACCCAGACUGCUUCGUCUGCAGGGACUGUCGGCAACCGUUCCACGGAGGAUCAUUCUUUGACCAUGAAGGUCAACCUUACUGCGAAACACAUUACCACGCAAAGAGGGGAUCACUAUGUGCUGGAUGUCAUAAACCCAUUACAGGACGUUGCAUUACUGCAAUGUUCCGAAAGUUCCACCCUGAGCAUUUUGUGUGCGCCUUCUGCCUGAAGCAGCUCAACAAGGGAACUUUCAAGGAGCAAAAUGACAAACCGUACUGCCACUGCUGUUUUGAAAAAUUAUUUGGGUAGGCCUUAACAAUGAGAAAAGCAACGAUUACGCAAAUUUUUAUCUUAUUUGAGGAUUUUUCUCUCUUGCAUAGCCAGUCCUGUCAAAACGCACCUUUUGUUUUCAUGUUCGUUCUUUAACUCUCUUUUUUUCCAAAUUGCCUCGCAGGGGUUUUGCAAUCCUGAUCACGCCCGAACAACAAAAAUAUGUCUAAAUUCCCACGGCAGAUUGAUGAAAAGUGUAAGUCUGGAUGCACUUUUUUUUCCAUUUUGGCUAACAGUUUGGAUCAACACACCCAUAAAUUAAUUCAUUAAAUUUUUAAUGCACCCACGAUUAGAAUAAACAGGCUUUUGAAUGACUAGUUCUCUUGGACAACCUUUUAUAGCGAGUAACUCCUGACACUUCAUUACAUAUUUUAUAAAUUGUGUGAUCAUCGCAAGAUACAAAUUGACAUCUUUAGUAUAAUGCUUUUUAAUCAAAUAAUAUUUUUAUAGUUGCAUAGUUAAUAUUUCUAAUUCUGUUCACAAAUAUUUAAGAUGCCACUUUGUAUCUUGCAGUGUAAAUACCUCAUACAGCAAUGUGCACAAACCAAUAUCGUCCGUCUUCCUUAUUGUAUCGUCCUGUUUUUUCUUGGUUUUGUUUUUGCCUCCUUAUUUUUGGGAGGCAGCAAAAUUAAUCUCAAACUGAAACCGACUAAAACCAGAUUAAUUUUGCUGACUCUAUAACGGUUGUGGAUAUUGUAAAAAGUCUGCUAGUCUGGAUGAGUUUGUCUCACUUGCAGGUCUCCUAGAAAUGUUGUACUUUUUUAAUUUGAAAGCACAAACAACGCCUACUGUGUGUCGUACUUUGGUGAAAGUGGCAAAACUGAUACAAAUAUAUAAUACACAUUUUGUAAUCCUUGAUUUCUGGGUAAUGGCCUCUUAACUUUCUAAUUGUGUUAUGAAUUUGAAGAAAAAAUUAAUGUUGCGUUGCUUGUAUAAAAAUCUGGUCUGUACAAAGUAUAAAUCUAUUCGGAUGAAGUGACCGAAAGAAUGGUAAAUCAAGUGGAAUGCAUCGGUUUGUUCUGAUUUUACAGCCGCCAAUGCAGCCCUCUGCAAGCAGGCAACCAACCAGGCUCGACUUAAGCUGACAGAUCAAAAGAUAGAAGCGCUGUUAUAAUGUUUAUCAGUUCUUUAUGCCAUACAUACAUUUUAUUUUCCUGUUAUAAAUAUUUUAACGCCGACCAACUAGCAGCGUAUACCUUUUUCAAUAAUAUAUUAUUUUAAUGGUUUAACAAUUUAAUUCAAGUCGCACACGAUUUUGAUGAAACUUGGAUUUAUGAAAGAACUGUGCACAAUAAUGACCCUGGCUGUUCAGCCGCUAUAAGCUCGAAUUUUGUUGCCAGUGCCAUGAGAAAUUUGAAAGUCAAAGAAAGGGCAGAUUAUAAUAUGUUUAUGUCAAUUUUAAUUUUAUUUUGUUUAUCAACUCAAAACAUAUUAAUUAUGCUGUUGUAUCAAGAUGAGAGCAGAUGGUGCAAAGAAAGUGCAAAUUGGCGCGAGAGUAAAACUUAAAUUAAAAUAAGAAAUUUUACGAAGGUGAAAAUGCUAUCCUGUUUAAGGGUUAUUUUUAGAUCACUAAUAAAAUCAUCAAAGUAGCUCGCGUUUGAUUAGCGACCCCCCUCUGCACUUUUUGAAUGAAUGGACGAGAGAGUACACAAUUUUGAUUAGAACUGCAAAACUUUUAAGAAGAGCAAGAAAAUUUAUGUCUGUAGUCAAUCAGAGGUAACAAUAAAACUGGAUGUACAUUUUGAAGUAUAUAUUUUAAGAUAAUAUUGAAUGGGACUAAAGAAAUAUUUACAUUUUGUCCUCUCUUCCUUGAUGUCCACUCCGCUGCGAAACUUUUCAAAGUUUUGAAUUAAAUAUUAUAGCUGCUGAGAGCGAUGUAAAAACUAUAUACCUGUCUUCAAUUGCAAAAUUUUCAGUGCCAUUGUUAUGAGCCUAGUUAAAUUUUUUCUUGAUAAAUUUUGCUUAUGUAAAGUUUGGUCGAUUCUGAAUGACUCUUCAUGAACUAAUUAUGGAUUAAGAUUAUAAUGAUUGAAAAAUAAAUUUUUAUCGUUUAACAGUUAAA
Neocloeon triangulifer is the source of this 3798-nucleotide messenger RNA. RefSeq names its product paxillin (gene Pax). The transcript is spliced from 10 exons. The record is from RefSeq and is a predicted model, not a curated record. Gene Ontology annotation, molecular function: muscle alpha-actinin binding; actin binding. Bases 195 to 1715 code for a protein of 506 amino acids. Gene Ontology annotation, biological process: actin cytoskeleton organization; muscle structure development. Gene Ontology annotation, cellular component: filamentous actin; stress fiber; Z disc. Lineage: Eukaryota; Metazoa; Arthropoda; Insecta; Ephemeroptera; Baetidae.